GUAAAGUCUUCUCAUUAGACAGUAGCCACAUAGAGCACUCCAAUCAAGUUUUCUUGCCCUUGAUCCCAAAACCGAACAGUUUAGAUAACCUUUUCCUCCUUAAAAUAUUUAUUUUCCACUAAAAAAAAGCAAGAUAGGGCCGCUUUAAGAUCCAAGAAAAUAAUGGAUUAAAGUGGACUGCCAAAUGAAGUCAAGUUCAUGCAAUUGUGGUCUCAUCCAGGAUUCAAUCAAUCAACGCUGUUAAUGUUAGACAUUGCUAGCUGAUACAUAUCAGCCCUGGAUAUCUAUUUACAAGAGUUUGCUAAGAAUUUUAUCCAGCUAAUGGCAGCUAGAUCACUAACCACCAGUAUUCUGAAACAGCUGCCUAGAAUAGGUGUUAGGUCUUAUUUCUCAUAUCUCAACAGGAAAAUCAAGAAGACUUUAAAAUAGGAUGACUAUGAUGAGUGUUGUUCGAAGUCUAUCCUGAUAAAUGAAAGAUUACCUAGAUUGCUGAAAAGCUUAGAAUACAUUAAAAAUAAGAAAUGCCCAAGCAUGUAAAAUGCAUUUUCAGAAGAAGAAAUCUCCUGGCAGCUUUUAGAAUGUCCAAGAUACCAACCUACAGGCUUAAACUAUGCUUCUGUAAACCAAAAACAGGCAAAUGAUGGGGCAAGAGCUUUCCGGAUUGAAUGUUAAAGAUUUACAGAAUAUUGAGAACCAGUUAGAAAUGAGUCUCCGUGGUGUCCGCAUGAAAAAGGACCAAAUCUUGAUGGAUGAAAUACAAGAAUUGAACAAAAAGGGAAACCUCAUUCAUCAAGAAAAUGUGGAACUCUAUAAGAAGGUAAACCUAAUUCGUCAAGAAAACAUCGAAUUAUAUGAGAAGGCAUAUGGAACAAGGAAUGUAAACGGUGCCAAUAGAGUUUCAAUGAUGACAAAAGAUCUAGGCAUUGGGGAGGACUCGCAUGUACCUGUUCAUCUCCAGCUAAGCCAGCCACAGCAACAAAACUAUGAAGCCCCAACAAGAGCCACAAAUCUGGGGUACAGUUUCUCCUAUGUGGUGAAAUAUUUUUGUGAAUACCAGUCAUUUUACCACAAUCUUGAUCCCAAACUUGUUUCUGAUAAUUGCAGCAGACUCCAACUGCAUUAGCAAACAGCUGCAUCAAAAUGGGAUUGGAUAUUGCUUUCUAUCAACAAAUGGUUCAUGUUUGCAGGUUAUGCUUCUAAGAGUAAAAGGGUGGUAUGUGAACCACUAAUCAUUCAGCAAAAAGACAUUGGUUUGAAAUUAUUAACCUAAAGAAACUUUAGCGUGUAUGUAACAAUCAAUUAAUAACUAGUUU
Messenger RNA from Rubroshorea leprosula, 1313 nucleotides. Lineage: Eukaryota; Viridiplantae; Streptophyta; Magnoliopsida; Malvales; Dipterocarpaceae. The record is from the annotation of a GenBank genome assembly.